This is a messenger RNA of Populus trichocarpa (black cottonwood), 3079 nucleotides long. RefSeq names its product casein kinase 1-like protein HD16. Gene Ontology annotation, cellular component: cytoplasm; nucleus. Gene Ontology annotation, molecular function: protein serine/threonine kinase activity; ATP binding. NCBI's taxonomy places the organism in Eukaryota, Viridiplantae, Streptophyta, Magnoliopsida, Malpighiales, Salicaceae. The coding region runs from base 262 to 2337 and encodes 691 amino acids. The record is from RefSeq and is a predicted model, not a curated record. The transcript has 16 exons. Gene Ontology annotation, biological process: signal transduction; endocytosis; peptidyl-serine phosphorylation.
AAAACCAAAGCAUAGCUUCUCUUAUCUCACAUGAAACACACAUCACAAUCUCUUCAUCUCCCUGUCUCUCCCUCUCCCUCUGUUAAAAGAAUCCUUCCCUUUCCAUUUCCCUCAACAGAUCUCCAAAAAUAAUUCCUCAUCGAACCCUCAUCUCAUACCUUCUCUCUCAACCCACUUUCUUUCUAUCGAAUGAUUCUAGAACCUUGAUGAAUCCACCCACCACCACCUUCAUGGACCACAACCACCACCGCCGUCCAUACGAUGCCUGAGCUGCGUAGCCGAACACGCAGAAAUCGGGCUCAGAAUAACAAUCAGAAUCCGAAUCCGAUUAAGCUCACUGUACAGACUCGUAAAAGAAGAACCGCGGAGGUUAAUAACAACAGAAAAAAGAACGCGAUCGUUGAUGAAAAGGAGAACAUUGUGAGAUUAUCUGAUACGACGCCGUUUAGAAAGGAGCUUCUGGACGAGGGGGCUAGGGUCUUGAGAGGAGAAGAGGAGGUUGCUGAGAAGAAGAUGGAUGAACACGACAGCGGAGGAGGCCGAAGCGCCGACAAGGGACCGGGAGCGGAUGAUGAAGGAAGCACUGCUCCUCUUCCUGAUAAGGUCCAAGUUGGUGGCUCUCCAAUGUACAAAAUAGAAAGGAAACUGGGUAAAGGAGGUUUUGGACAAGUGUAUGUUGGUCGACGAAUUGGUCCCACAAAUUUUGCAAAUGAAAGAGGUGGCCCUGGAGCUUUAGAGGUAGCAUUAAAAUUUGAGCAUAGAAGCAGCAAAGGAUGUAAUUAUGGACCGCCUUAUGAGUGGCAAGUUUACAAUGCACUUGGAGGCAGUCAUGGUGUGCCACGAGCUCAUUACAAAGGGAGGCAGGGUGACUACUAUGUUAUGGUUAUGGAUAUGCUUGGACCUAGUUUAUGGGAUGUUUGGAAUAACAAUUCUCACACGAUGUCCAUUGAAAUGGUUGCUUGCAUUGCCAUUGAAGCCAUCUCUAUACUCGAAAAGAUGCACUCUAGGGGGUAUGUCCAUGGGGAUGUAAAACCCGAAAACUUUUUACUUGGUCCACCAGGAACUCCUGAAGAAAAAAAGCUUUUCCUUGUCGACCUUGGAUUAGCAACCCGGUGGAGAGAUAGCUCAACUGGUCUUCAUGUUGAAUAUGAUCAACGCCCAGAUGUUUUUAGGGGAACUGUUCGAUAUGCCAGUGUUCAUGCUCAUCUUGGUAGAACUGGUAGCAGGAGAGAUGACUUAGAAUCUCUUGCCUACACUCUCAUCUUUCUUCUCCGUGGUCGACUGCCUUGGCAAGGGUAUCAGGGGGAAAAUAAAGGGUUCCUUGUUUGCAAGAAGAAGAUGGCAACUUCACCAGAAACUUUGUGUUGCUUAUGUCCUCAGCCUUUUAGACAGUUUGUUGAGUAUGUUGUAAAUUUGAAGUUUGACGAGGAACCAAAUUAUGCAAAAUAUAUCUCUCUUUUUGAUGGAAUUGUUGGUCCAAACCCAGACAUUAGGCCAAUUAAUACUGACGGUGCGCAGAAGCUUAUAUAUCAGGUUGGGCACAAGAGAGGCCGGUUGACAAUGGAGGAAGAAGAAGAUGAACAACCAAAGAAAAAGGUCAGAAUGGGGAUGCCUGCAACACAGUGGAUUAGUGUUUAUAAUGCUCGUCGGCCAAUGAAACAAAGAUAUCACUAUAACGUGGCUAAUGUGAGGCUCUCCCAGCACAUAGAGAAGGGUAACGAAGAUGGGUUAUUUAUCAGCAGUGUGGCUUCUUGCACAAACCUAUGGGCCCUAAUUAUGGAUGCCGGCACUAAUUUCAGUGCACAAGUUUAUGAGGUCUCUCCUCAUUUUCUCCACAAGGAAUGGAUAAUGGAACAAUGGGAGAAGAAUUACUACAUCAGUGCAAUUGCAGGAGGAAAUAAUGGAAGCUCAUUAGUUGUGAUGUCUAAGGGGACCCAGUAUGUACAGCAGUCUUAUAAAGUAAGUGAUUCAUUUCCCUUCAAGUGGAUCAAUAAGAAAUGGAGGGAGGGUUUUUAUGUCACAGCCAUGGCCACUGCUGGAAGUAGAUGGGCAAUAGUUAUGUCUCGUGGCGCGGGAUUUUCAGACCAGGUUGUGGAGCUAGAUUUUCUAUAUCCCAGUGAAGGCAUUCAUCGUAGGUGGGAUGGUGGUUAUCGCAUCACUUCAACUGCAGCUACGUGGGACCAAGCUGCUUUUGUUCUCAGUGUACCAAGAAGAAAACCGGUUGAUGAAACUCAAGAAACACUUCGAACUUCUGCUUUUCCCAGUACACAUGUCAAAGAGAAAUGGGCAAAGAAUCUCUAUAUUGCAUCAGUUUGUUAUGGUCGAACUGUCUCAUGAAUGACUGAAGUUUUGUGGGAUGCUGCUACUGCUAUCAUGACAAUUUAGAAGACAAUUCUUACCACUUAUAACCUUUGUUUUGAGAAGCAAAGAUCUGCUUAAGCCAAGUUGACUCAUCAUGGGAUUUGGGAGUCUUGUAUGCAAAACUCCACCUUAAUGUAGCCAUGACUUAGCAUCCAUUAUACCUGUGCAUUAUCUUUCAACUGGGUUGAAAUGCCUUUAGGAUGGCGCUGAUUUACCCACUGCUAAGAAGUUUGUAUAGUUAUGAACAGUAGUUGAAGAAAUGUGCACAGGUGAUGUUUUCAUUACUGAUGGUAUUUUUGAGAGCGUGCUAUCGUGAUUUUGCAAUAGGCUGUUAAUCAUUCUCAGUCAUUGAGUCUGUACUUGUCUUAUGCUUCUUCCAUCUUUUCUAGACUUGAAGAUCCUUGUGAUCUUUCACUUCCGUACUUCCUGGAUGUCUGCAUGACCUAAGAGAUGGAGGAUGUACUUCUUUUGUAUACUUUUAAACAACAGUCUGUACUUUUUUCUAAUUAUCACUGUAAUCUUAAUGCAUAUUUGUACCUCUUAAGAUCAACUUAGUGUCCGUACUUCCUGGAUGUCUGCAUGACCUAAGAGAUGGAGGAUGUACCUCUUUUGUAUACUUUUAAACAACAGUCUGUACUUUUUUCUAAUUAUCACUGUAAUCUUAAUGCAUAUUUGUACCUCUUAAGAUCAACUUAGUGCAUGUGCUGCAUUAUUUGUC